UGUAUGAAGUUGCAAGUGAUGAAUUGAGAAUGCAACAAGAGAAAAACAGACCAAGUUCUAUUAAAGAAUUAGUUUAUAUAAUUUCUACAGAUGAUAGUGAUUCAAAUUCGUCAAAUGAAGUUUUUUCUAAAAACAUCGAUAGUGAUUCUGGUUUGUCAUCUAAAGGUUUUUUAAGAAAAAGACACAAAUUACAAAAGUUGAAAUUCCGUAAAAGAGCAGCAUUAAUGCCUAAAAAUAAUGAAAAUAUAAAUAUUAAUGCAUUAAUUCAG
This is a messenger RNA of Cetraspora pellucida, 269 nucleotides long. Lineage: Eukaryota; Fungi; Glomeromycota; Glomeromycetes; Diversisporales; Gigasporaceae. The record is from the annotation of a GenBank genome assembly.